CUGACGCACACAUCCUUCUUCUAGUAUUUGAACUUCCCCUGAUUACCACGCUUGAGCUGACUAGGAACGAGCGCCCUGGGCACGGUCGUGUCGCCCUGACGUGGGCAGCCCACAUCGAUCCCCUUAAUCGCCUGUAAAGCUCUCGGGGAUUGGGGCGUAGACACGAUGAGUGACGAUAGCGAGGAGUUCCGGAGCGGCUCGGAGGACGAGGAGAUGAGCGAUUAUGGAGCCAGCGACGCGGAUAUGGACGUGGAGGACGACGACGAUGACUACGGCUUUGCUGGCGCUGAGGAGGUGUCUACUGUUCCUAAGGUUCCCUACAAGGUCCUGCCCAAGGAGGACCUUAACAAACAGCGGGAAAAGGCGCUUCGCGAGGUCAUGGACGUCCUAGGCAUUGACGAGGACACGGCUAUGCGUGUCCUUCGCAAGUACAAAUGGGACUCGAGCCGGGUGCAGGAGGAGUGGUUCUCGAAGUAUGACCAGGUCCGGGAGUCGCUAGGGCUCGUGGAUGAGCCUGGGCCGUCGGGCCGCGCGGCCUGUGAGGCGGAGGAGCGCUGCUUUAUCUGCUUCGACAGCUUCCCCGUGCGCGACAUGCGCUCAGCGGCGUGCAGGCACUACUUCUGCAAGGACUGCUGGCGGGGGUACAUCACGCAGGCGCUGUCUUCAGGGCCUGCCUGCCUGGACCUGCGCUGCCCGUCCACGGAAUGCAAGCAAAAGGCCUGCGUGCCAUGCGCGCUGGUGAUGGAGCUGGCCAGCGGCGAGGAGCAGUCCAAGUACAGCACCUACAUGGUGCGCUCCUUUGUGGAGGACAAUAGCUCCAUGUGCUGGUGCACCGGCAAGAAUUGCGAGAACGCGAUUCAGUGCCUGGUGGACCGCGGGCCAGACGAGGCGAUGGACGUCAUCUGCUCAUGCUCCGCCACGUUUUGCUUCAACUGCAAGGAGGAGGCGCACCGGCCGGUGUCCUGCAAGACGGUGAAGACGUGGCUCACCAAGAACAGCGCGGAGAGCGAGAACAUGAACUGGAUCCUGGCCAACACCAAGCCCUGCCCCAAGUGCAGCAGGCCCAUAGAGAAGAACCAGGGCUGCAUGCACAUGACGUGCAGCCAGUGCCGGUUUGAGUUCUGCUGGCUGUGCCAGGGCGACUGGAAGGAGCACGGCGAGCGGACGGGAGGCUUCUACGCGUGCAACCGGUUUGAGACGGCGAAGAAGAAGGGCGAGUACGACGACGAGUCGCGGCGGCGUGAAAACGCCAAGGCCAGCCUCGAGCGGUACAUGCACUACUUCGAGCGCUUUGACGCGCACUCCAAGGCGCGCGAGAAGGCCCGGCUGGACGCGAGCAAGGUGAGCAAGGACUGGCUGGAGCAGCUGGCGGACAUCACGAAGACGCCCACCAGCCAGCUCAAGUUCAUUAACGAGGCAUGGAACCAGAUCGUGGAGUGCCGGAGAAUGCUCAAGUGGACGUACGCGUACGGCUACUACGCGUUCGAGGACGCGGACCGGAACAGCGAGGUGGCGCGGCACAAGGGCUUCUUCGAGUUCCUGCAGGGCGACGCCGAGCGCUCGCUGGAGCGGCUGCACGAGGCGGCGGAGAAGGACCUGGGCGCGCACGUGACCAAGGCGCGCAACCAGGCAGACGGCGGCUUCGACGCGGACGCCUUCCAGACGUUCCGCAAGAACCUCAUCGGCCUGACGGACGUGACGGCGGGCUUCUUCGACAAGCUGGUGAAGCAGCUGGAGAAGGGCUUCAGCAGCAUGGAGGCGGACUACGCAGGCCAGGUGAAGCAGUAGUAGAUUGCACUAGUAAAAAGACAGCUCGACAGGUUGCGGGGGAGUAAUGCUGAAGGCGAUGAGCGUGGCGCGGGGCCAAGGCGAUGCGAGGGGGUGAGCCUGCCGUAAGGGGGCGGUGCAGAGGGCAUGGACCGGUCGCGCUUGUGGCGGGAAGCAAUGUAUGGAGGCGGCACUGGCAUGGGACACGGACUGCUCAAGACGAGGUUCCACAUAGGGGCUCUCGGCUGACACCAGACAAGGGGGCUGACGCAGGAUGGGCAUGGCGGUGUCGCACAGCGCGUGUGUACAGUAUGAGCAACGCGUUCAGAGGCGGGUAGCAAACAGAUGCUUUCGGCGUUCAGUCCUGUUUGUAUUCUGCACGCCGAGUAGGUUACGGUAGGUGUGGCUGGGCUUCGGUCAUCAAGCUGCACAGGUGUCCGGUAGAGUAGGCACUGGGCCGGACGAGAGGGCGUAGAGUUGCAAGCAUGCGUUGCGGGCGUAGCUGCAAUGUGCAAAAAGGCGCGAGCGAUGGCCCAUGACGAUAGUUGACAUGGGCGUCAUUGCGCGGCUGCAGUAAUGUAACGCUAAUUGGCAAUGCUACCAGUGGAUGACGGCGCCGGCCCCAGCGGCGUGAACGAGGGCGGGGAGCAGGCGGCAGGCGCAGCGGGAGGGCCGGCCGCCACCGGCACGACGGGACACAAGGGCCGCCGCUCCAAGAAGGCGCGCGGAGUGGACGAGGACGUGGUGCUGCUGGGCGAGCAGGGCUUCUGGACUUGCAACAAGUGCACGUACAACAACCAGGACCUGACGGCGCGGCGGUGCGAGGUGUGCAACGAGGCACGAGCGGGCCCAGGUGGCGGCGCCGGCAACCGGCGGUGAGCUGGUGCACGCCGACAGCAGCUCCAUAGCUCCGGCUGUCACCGGAUGGAGGUUAUGCUGGCUAGCCGUGACACGUGCGCGCCCCGGCGCUUGCCGGGAUGGGAAGCAGUAGCGCUGAAGGCGUUGCAGGCAGCACGCAUGCCUCUUCAUCUUAUAGCCAAUGGGCAGGGCUAGGAUGGGCGGACUCAGUCAGGCACUGGGGACUUCGAUCUUCAUAUGUACCUCACCAAAGAACGAAUGAUGUGUGUACUUCUGUGCGCGCUGAUGUGCGUGUGCGUUCAUUGUGUGUGGUGGACAAUGUGAGGCAUUGUUGGCGUUGCAAUGUUCAGUGUUGCUGUCUGCGCAUUGUGUUCAUGUUCGUUUUGUAUGUAUGCAUUAGGGCGCACAGUACGACUUGCUGGGUAAGAGGGCCUAGACGCUGAGGAGUGUGGGCACAGCUGCAGCUGAGCGUAUUGAUUGCUGUUGUGGGUCGGAGCUUGUGGGCAGGUAGGCAUUUACAGCGCGGAGGGCGGACAAAGGGCUAGGAGGGCUCACCUGCGCUGACAAGAAGGUAAUGCAAUCCGGUGUGGCUGUUGGACGCAACGAUGGAGCAUGUCCGCCGGCCCGGAGUGCGGGCGUGCGGUGCAAACACGACACACGUGCCCGCGGCGUGCCCGAAACGAUGUGCAUUUUAAUUUACGCGGCAUUGUUGUGGUCAAGUCUCUCCAACUCAGUCUCUGUGGUCAAGUCUCUCCAACUCCUGCGCUGCCCCUUCAGCUGUAGACCAGCACUGGAUGUAUCAAGGCGGGUGCGCGGCCUCAGUCUUCUGGCGGGAUGUUCUUCAGCUUAUUACACUCUUAUUA
Messenger RNA from Chlamydomonas reinhardtii, 3488 nucleotides. RefSeq lists its product as uncharacterized. Gene Ontology annotation, cellular component: cytoplasm; ubiquitin ligase complex. Gene Ontology annotation, molecular function: ubiquitin conjugating enzyme binding; ubiquitin protein ligase activity; zinc ion binding. The transcript has 15 exons. The record is from RefSeq and is a predicted model, not a curated record. Lineage: Eukaryota; Viridiplantae; Chlorophyta; Chlorophyceae; Chlamydomonadales; Chlamydomonadaceae. Gene Ontology annotation, biological process: positive regulation of proteasomal ubiquitin-dependent protein catabolic process; protein polyubiquitination; ubiquitin-dependent protein catabolic process. Bases 166 to 1788 code for a protein of 540 amino acids.